This is a messenger RNA of Elaeis guineensis (African oil palm), 1324 nucleotides long. RefSeq lists its product as uncharacterized. NCBI's taxonomy places the organism in Eukaryota, Viridiplantae, Streptophyta, Magnoliopsida, Arecales, Arecaceae. The record is from RefSeq and is a predicted model, not a curated record.
AUAAUUUAUGAAGAUCUUAACUUUUAGGAAUUUCUUGGUGGUAGUAGUUCUUCAGCAAAGAUGAAUAUUAAAGUCUAACCUUUUUGCUUAUCAGUAAGACACUGCCAAGGGAUAGGCAUUAAACUUGGAAAAUAGGAUCUGCAGGAGUUUUUAUUUAGAAAUUAAUGAACUUUUUCAUUAAAAAAUCAUGUUGUAGAAAAUGCGUGGGGUUAUGAGUAUAGUGGUGGAUGCAUUUAGGAUUGAGAUGAUUGAGAUAAACAAACUUGAAAAGGCAUGUUAAUUUGAUAAUCUUGAUUUGUCAUGCAUAAGGAUUAAUAGGGAUGUGAUGAUGUCUCAAAUAGGACAAAAGCAAAGAGGGUAAAGUGGAUUUCCACCUCCACGAUUUACCAGAUUGUCAAAUCUCUAUGGUAUCUAUGGAGGAAUAUAUAAGGCAAAUAUAAGACUGACUAUAUUAUAGGGAGGAGAAUGCUGUGUGAUGAAACAUAGUCAUAAACAUAACAUAAAUGAGGAUGUUAUAAAACUAGGAAGGCUAGAGUCAGAAGCAAGCAAACUAGGGAAGGUUUAGCAGCAACACUAAUAGCGGAUGCUGAGAAGGAAGGCCAGUUUACAGCGCUUGAACAUAUGUAUUGUAGGCCACAGACAACUUGAGGAAGGGGAGAGCUCAAAAAAUGAAGUGAAGGGAGUUACAAAGAAAAUUUGGAAAGAAAUAUUAAGAGAUGAUCUCCAUGAAGAUUCCUUUCACAGAGGACUUGGCUGUGGAGGAAAAGAUACAAGCCAUUGGCUUCUAAAAGCUGUUCUCAAAUUGAUAAGAGCAUUUGAAGAUGGGGAUAAUCAGGAGCAGUUUCUCUUUUUUGCUGGGAACUGGCUGUGGUGUCUACAUUGCCCAGAAUUACAAUGUUCCAGAUAUCAAAAAGCUGGUGAAUACAUGGCUGUUUGUGGCAAAGCACAUUGAGGAAACUUACAAGAAGCCAAAGCAGAAAGAUGAAGACUAGCCAAUAGCCAUUGAUGAAUGCUGGUGUACAUAUUGAACAAAUAAUGUAUACCGCACUAGAAAAAGCACCAUGAAUGUGGUGGUUAUUUUUGGAGAUCAAAUAUGUUUGACUUCUAUCAUCUCACUUACCGAGCAUUUCAAGCCGCGAACAGGUCUUCUUUUCGUGGAUACAAACUCUGCAGCAUAGUUUACUGUGACCGUCUAGAUUUGUCUGCUGCUUCUGUAAACCCUUCUUUUAUAGAACAUAUCUGUAAACUAUAAUAAAUCACCUCAUUUUGCUGAUCCUCUAAAUUGUUGCAUGAUAUACAAUUAUGAUUUUUGUUUGCUAUAUCA